AUGAAACUACAUUUUAUGCCUGAUGAUGCAAUUUAUAUCAUUAACUUCUCAACAAGUAUCCUUCUUUCAAGAAAUUUUAAUAAAGCAUAUCAUCAUGCAUCAUCAGUGUGCUGUAUCAAAGAUAAAAAUUAUUGUCUACUUGAGUUUAUGCAUAACCAUGGCGUAGCUUUUGACUGUGCACAAGCCAAGGAUUUUCAGAUUUCUUUUGCGUUUGUGAAAUUCAUGAUAUUAGUCAUUCUUAUGCUAAUUUUCAGCCGCUUUGGCCGAUUUAUAAGCAAGUUGCGGAAAAUCAAAAUGCUGAAAUAUUCUCUGCAAAUAGGCUCCUUGUUAUUCUGGGGACUAGUCUCCUUACAGCUAGGGUAUGCUGAUGUGUUAUUAAGUUUUACUCUUUUACAUCAUUCUACUGUUAAGUGUAUGCAAUUUCUUUAUUAUAAAUGGAACAGACUGGCCUUUCCAUGACGUUAGGAGCGUUUUUGGCUGGUUUGCUUCUUGCGGAAACGUAAUUUUCUUUACAGGUUGAAUCAGAUAUUGCUCCAUAUCGUGGCCUUUUAUUGGGUCUGUUCUUCAUGAUGGUAGCAAAUUACUUCUUUCUAUAAGAUUCAUUUAUUGUCUAAUUUAACUAAUAAAUUACUUUUUCUUUCUAGAAGAUCCAGUCUUCUUACAGAAGCAAUGAAAAAAUUACUCGUCCAUGCAAGUAGAACGCUAUCAAUUUUAACAGAUUGAUAUGAUCACAGUAUUGAUGAACAGGAAUAGUUUGCUCCGAUACCUCUGGUUAACAGCCAUUGUUCUUUGGGUUUCAGGUUGGAAUGUCAAUUGAUCCAAAACUUUUUGUUUCAAAUUUUCCGGUAAUUAUGGGGACAUUACCUCUUUUAAUUGGUGGCAAGACUAUAUUGGUUGCUGUAGCAGGUAGACUUUUUGGUAUUUCAAUAAUAUCUGCAAUAAGAGUUGGUCUUCUACUUGCUCCGGGUAGAGAGUUUGCAUUUGUGGCUUUUGGUGAAGCUGUUAAUCAGUUGAUAGGAAGGAAAUACCUUAAAGUUGAUACUCAAGACUCAAGAGGAACUGUCAAAGGCAAGUGCUUGGACAGAAAAAAAAAUUACUUGCGUGGAUUUGGGAUCGGGCCACAACCCUCUUCCACAUUUGAUGCUGCGGCACGAGCUCGUGAUCAACAGAUGGAUGCAAUGAGAGCUGAGAUGGAGGCUCUUCAUGAGGAGCGGCAACGAGAUCAUGAAGAGCUGAUGAGGGUCAGAGAGGAGGGCAAGAGAGAUCAUGAAGAGAUGAUGAGGGAGAGAGAGGAGUUGAUGAAACAAGCCGAAGAUGGGAAAAAAGCUCGGGAGGCACAAGUACAACUCAAUCAUUUGAACAACAUGGUCUCACGGCUCACAAGCCUCUUGCAGCCUUGAGAUGGUUCAUUCUACUAUUUGAUGGUUUUUGUCGUGGAAUUUUGGAUACGGCUUUUUUUUGUCUACGGAAGACAUUGGUUUUUGUCUACGGAUUACUAUUGUUUGUACAGAUAACUAUUUGUGCGGUACAGAUUACUUUUUUUGCGUGGUACAAUUUACUUUAUUCACGUGGUACAUAUUACUUUCAACUUGGCAUGGUACAUAUUACCUUUUGGCAUGAUAUUGUAGAUAUUACUUUUUUGUGUGCAGAAGAUAUGGUUUUUGUAUAAUCCUCUAUUUCAUAUGGAAUUUUAUUUUUGAGGUUGGAUUAUGAUUGG
Molecule: messenger RNA, 1717 nt
Organism: Camellia sinensis
Lineage: Eukaryota; Viridiplantae; Streptophyta; Magnoliopsida; Ericales; Theaceae
Source: RefSeq, a predicted model, not a curated record